CCAAUCGUUGGCCCGAUGGGCGGAGCCGCGCUGCAACUGCGUAUUGGGCGGGGCCGGGCCGGGCCGGGCUCGGAAGCGGCGAUGGCGGGGCUGGUGGGUGUCGCGCUGCUUGUGCUGCUCGUGGGAGCGGCGCAGUCGGGGCCGGGGGCUCCGAGCCGCUACACCCCGGACUGGCCGAGCCUGGACUCCCGGCCGCUGCCGGCCUGGUUCGACGAGGCCAAGUUCGGGGUGUUCGUGCACUGGGGCGUGUUCUCGGUGCCGGCCUGGGGCAGCGAGUGGUUCUGGUGGCACUGGCAGGGCGAGGGGCUGCCCGCCUACCAGCUCUUCAUGCGCGACAACUAUCCGCCCGGCUUCAGCUACGGCGACUUCGGGCCGCAGUUCACGGCGCGCUUCUUCCACCCGCACGAGUGGGCCCAGCUUUUCCAGGCCGCGGGGGCCAAGUAUGUGGUCUUCACCACAAAACAUCAUGAAGGCUUCACAAACUGGCCCAGUCCGGUGUCUUGGAACUGGAACUCUAAGGACGUGGGCCCCCACCGAGAUUUGGUGGGGGAGUUGGGAGCGGCUCUCCGGAAGAGGAACAUACGCUAUGGUCUCUACCACUCACUCUUAGAGUGGUUCCAUCCACUGUACCUACUUGAUAAGAAAAACAACUUCAAAACUCAGCACUUUGUCAGUUCCAAAACAAUGCCAGAGCUGUAUGACCUUGUUAACAGCUACAAGCCUGACCUCAUCUGGUCUGAUGGCGAGUGGGAAUGUCCCUAUACCUACUGGAACUCCACCUAUUUUCUUUCCUGGCUGUACAAUGAUAGCCCUGUGAAGGAUGAAGUGGUAGUAAAUGACCGUUGGGGAAAGAACUGCUCCUGUCACCACGGAGGGUACUACAACUGCCAAGAUAAAUUCGUGCCCGGGAGCUUGCCCGAUCACAAGUGGGAGAUGUGUACCAGUCUGGACAAGGGGUCCUGGGGUUACCGGCGAGACAUGAACGUGGCGGACGUCUUGAGCGAGUCUGAAGUCAUUUCGGAACUGGUUCAGACCGUCAGUCUGGGAGGCAACUAUCUUCUCAACGUGGGGCCCACUAAGGAUGGACUGAUCGCCCCCAUCUUCCAAGAGAGGCUCCUUGCGGUGGGAAAGUGGCUGCAGGUCAGCGGGGAGGCCAUCUACGCCAGCAGGCCCUGGCGGGUGCAGCGGGAAAAGAACGAGACCUCUGUGUGGUAUACUUCAAAAGACUCAACUGUUUAUGCCAUUUUUCUGCAGUGGCCAGAACAUGAAGUUUUAUAUCUUAAAUCCCCCAUAACUACCUCAACUACAAGGGUAACCAUGCUGGGACUGAAGGAGGAUCUGAAGUGGUCCAAAGACCCGAAUGAAGGUCUGCACAUCUCUCUGCCUCAGUUGCCUUCCUCUGCACUCCCAGUGAAGUUCGCCUGGACUGUGAAGCUGGCAGGGGUGGGGUGACCCUGGAGGUCAGGAGGAGUGGGGCGCUGCCCGGUGUGUGCUGCUUUGAUUUCUCUCUCGCAGAGCCGGCAUCUAAAUAAAGCCACUUGUUUUCCCCACCCAGAGAUGGCCUUUCCCGCACACUUUAAUCCCGAAACUGAGCACCUCACACUGAUGACUAAUGGAGUCAUUGCUAGGGCACUUCCCACUACUCAGCAAAAGAAGGGGCCGCCCGGUGGGGGCGCUCUCCAGGGCAGCCACCUGCGUCCUCUGUUCUGUAACCUGCUUGCCUACUAAGUGACGUCAGACCAAGGACCAGCCCGUCCCACUGUGCCUCCGGGAGUGGGGAGAGAGGCUGGAGAGCUUAACCACAGGCUCUGUUUAAUAUCAGCUGCUCCCCGAAAGCUGAAGGAAGCCAGGAGGGAAAGGAGAACCCUUGCUGGGCGCUAAUGGUCAACUCUUCAGAAGCUUCCAAAGCAAACUACAGCUCUGAAAUCGCCCAUGUUCACAGUGAAGCUAUGAAGACAAAGACUGCCAUUCUACCCCGCCUUUUUCAAUAGGAUUGCAUAGUCUGUAGUCUCAGCCCUUGGGAGGCUGAGGCAGAAGGAUCCUUGCGAGUUUGAGGCCAGUUUGGAGUACAUAGUGAGACUCUCUAAAAAAAAAACAAGUGAAUAAAUCUGUAAGUCUAAUUAUUUCUAACAAAAA
Molecule: messenger RNA, 2136 nt
Organism: Chinchilla lanigera (long-tailed chinchilla)
Lineage: Eukaryota; Metazoa; Chordata; Mammalia; Rodentia; Chinchillidae
Gene: Fuca1
Product: fucosidase, alpha-L- 1, tissue
Exons: 8
Coding region: 16-1452 (478 amino acids)
Biological process (GO): fucose metabolic process; glycoside catabolic process
Cellular component (GO): lysosome
Molecular function (GO): alpha-L-fucosidase activity
Source: RefSeq, a predicted model, not a curated record